UCUUAUUCUAACAAAUCACAACCAAACCUCAAAACAAAACUUGUUUUGUUCUCUCUAUAUACCAAACCAAAUCUCAACCUCAAACAUGGCAACAAUGUUCACUCUUCUUUUCCUUCUAAUUUCUCUUCUCUCUAUAGCAACAUCAACACCAACAAGUUUCAUCAAAUCCUCAUGUAGCACAACACAAUACCCAACACUUUGUGUUCAAUCUCUCUCUGUCUAUGCUUCAACAAUCCAACAAGACCCUCACCAACUAGUCCAAACAGCUCUAUCCCUUAGUCUCAACAAAACUCAAUCCACAAAAGGCUUUGUCACAAUGUGCAAGAGCUUCAAGAAUCUCAAACCAAGAGAAUAUGCUGCUCUUCAUGAUUGUGCUGAGGAAAUUAGUGAUAGUGUUGAUAGGCUUAGCCGUUCAUUGAAAGAGCUUCAACUUUGUAAGAUUAAGGGUCAAGAUUUCAAUUGGCAUAUAAGCAAUGUUGAGACAUGGGUUAGCUCAGCUUUGACUGAUGAAAGCACUUGUGGUGAUGGAUUUAGUGGAAAAGCACUUGAUGGAAAAAUCAAAGCCUCUAUUAGAUCUAGAAUGGUUAAUGUUGCUCAAGUUACUAGUAAUGCUCUUUCACUUAUAAAUCAAUAUGCUGCUAAUCACUAGGUAGAAAUUAAUUAAACACUAGGAAUCAAAGGUUUUGCUUUUAAGGUUGUUGAGAAUGCCUUUAAUGUGGUUGGUUCCUUUUUUGUUUUGUUUUAAUUUAUGUUGUGUGUAAUGUGUAAUUACAUAUAUAAUUAUAUAUAUAAUAAUAUGGAACUUUGUGAUUA
Molecule: messenger RNA, 813 nt
Organism: Vicia villosa (hairy vetch)
Lineage: Eukaryota; Viridiplantae; Streptophyta; Magnoliopsida; Fabales; Fabaceae
Product: 21 kDa protein-like
Exons: 1
Coding region: 86-649 (187 amino acids)
Biological process (GO): negative regulation of catalytic activity
Molecular function (GO): enzyme inhibitor activity
Source: RefSeq, a predicted model, not a curated record